Molecule: messenger RNA, 1980 nt
Organism: Vespula pensylvanica (western yellowjacket)
Lineage: Eukaryota; Metazoa; Arthropoda; Insecta; Hymenoptera; Vespidae
Gene: Prp19
Product: pre-mRNA-processing factor 19
Exons: 8
Coding region: 119-1633 (504 amino acids)
Biological process (GO): DNA repair; mRNA splicing, via spliceosome; protein ubiquitination
Cellular component (GO): U2-type catalytic step 1 spliceosome; Prp19 complex; cytoplasm
Molecular function (GO): ubiquitin protein ligase activity; protein binding
Source: RefSeq, a predicted model, not a curated record
AAGGAUAUUUUAUAAAUAACGUAGAAAUCAUAAUAAUGAAAAAAUAAAUUUUAUGAUAAAUCUAGUUGGUCAACGCGCAUAAGUCGUGCAUAGUUGAUCGAACUCUUAUGUCGAAAAAAUGGCGCUCUCUUGUGCGAUCUCCAACGAAGUACCGGAACACCCUGUUUUAUCUCCUGUCUCGGGUUCUAUAUUUGAAAAACGUCUCAUCGAGAAGUAUGUUACUGAAAAUGGAGUGGAUCCUAUCACUGGCAAAGAGUUGACCAUAGAUCAAUUAAUUGAUGUCAAAACAACUCCCAUUGUAAAACCUAAGCCACCCAGUGCUACAUCAAUACCUGCUAUUUUGAAAAUAUUGCAGGACGAAUGGGAUGCUGUUAUGCUACAUUCGUUUACUCUUAGACAACAAUUACAAACAGCUCGACAAGAGUUGUCUCAUGCUUUAUAUCAACAUGAUGCGGCUUGUCGAGUAAUUGCUAGAUUAACGAAAGAAGUUACAGCAGCCCGAGAAGCUUUGGCUACUCUCAAACCACAAGCUGGAAUUGUUCAAGCAACAGUUAUUCCACAACCGGCUGUAGCUGUAGAAGCCGGUGGUACAGCUGCUCAGCCAAUGGAACAAGCCGGUAUUACUGAUGAUGUUAUUCAAAAAUUACAAGAAAGAGCUACAGUUCUUACCCAGGAAAGGAAACGGCGGGGACGUUCGGUUCCGGAAGAUCUACUGCCUCAAGAUAGCAUCAGAGCGUUCCAAACUCUUGCAUCUCACCCUGGUCUCCAUUCGGCUAGUGUACCUGGAAUUUUGGCAUUGGACAUUCAUGGUGCAGAUACAAGCAAAAUUUUAACUGGUGGUGCUGAUAAAAAUGCAACUGUAUUUAAUAAGGAUACAGAACAAGUUGUUGCUAUUUUAAAAGGCCAUACUAAGAAGGUAACUCGAGUAAUUUAUCAUCCCGAAGAAGACAUAGUGAUGACUGCAUCACCUGAUACUACAAUUAGAGUAUGGAAUGUUGCUACGAGUCAAACGACUUUGUUACUGAAGGCUCAUGAUGCUCCUGUAACUGGAUUGUCAUUGCAUCCAACUGGAGAUUAUCUAUUAAGUUCAUCAUUGGAUCAACAUUGGGCAUUUUCUGAUAUUCGUACUGGAAGAUUAUUGACCAAGGUGGCUGGUCAAGCUGGUCAGCCAUUAACGACAGCACAAUUCCAUCCCGAUGGAUUAAUUUUCGGUACUGGUACAGCUGAUUCCCAAGUGAAAAUCUGGGAUUUGAAGGAACAAUCAAACGUGGCGAAUUUCCCUGGUCAUUCAGGUCCAAUCACAGCUAUUAGUUUCUCAGAAAAUGGUUAUUAUUUGGCUACAGCUGCUGAGGAUUCCUGUGUCAAACUCUGGGAUCUGCGAAAAUUGAAAAAUUUCAAAACAUUACAAUUGGAGGAAUCCUAUGAAGUAAAGGACAUAUGUUUUGACCAAAGCGGUACCUAUCUAGCUGUAGCUGGAACGGAUGUUAGAGUGUAUUUGUGUAAACAAUGGCAAGAGUUGAAAGUAUUGAAUGAUCAUACAGCAACAGCGACAGGUGUACGUUUUGGAAAACAUGCACAGUACAUAGCAUCCACUAGUAUGGACAGAACAUUAAAACUUUAUGGUCUCCCUUAAAUCGAAUUUAUAGGAAUGUGACAAUUAUUUUAAGAACUAUGUAGACUUAUACAUUAUUUCUACAUGAGUUUAUUAAGACAUGCCCGAUACUAUUUUGUUCCGAUAGGCAUCGUCGAUUAAUUUAGAUUAUCUCUUAAUUUAAUACACAUUUCUUAUGUAUGGUAAUAGUUUAAAAAUUUCGUGAUUGAAUGCGAUUAUAUAUAAUGACUUCUUUUGGAAGUAAUUAAAGGACAAUAUGAUUGAAAGAAAUAAUUUAAUAGGAUGUUCAACAAAAUAUGCUUGUUUUAAUAAUGUAAAAAAAAAAAAUCAAAUCGAUCAUAACAUAAUAAAAUUUUUAUACAACAUUA